Molecule: messenger RNA, 1680 nt
Organism: Diuraphis noxia (Russian wheat aphid)
Lineage: Eukaryota; Metazoa; Arthropoda; Insecta; Hemiptera; Aphididae
Gene: Ifrd1
Product: Interferon-related developmental regulator 1
Source: RefSeq, a predicted model, not a curated record
AUGUCCGACUUUCAUUCACAAGCUGGAAAAGGACGUGAUUUAGACAUGUCAGAUGAUGAGUCAUAUAAUGAUAAUGCGAGUGUAAUCAGUAAUGUAUCUUGUAGCACAUCAAAUGAAGAACGUUCCUGUGUUGCAAUUGAUGAAGCUGAUGAGACUCAGAAUGAUGCAUUUGAAGAGAAAUUAAGUGACGCUAUUGAUAGUUUAUCACAGAAGUCUGCGCAAGGACGUACAUUAAGUUUUGAAGCUGUUUGUAACAUAUUUUGCAAGAAAUAUAUACCCGAUUAUAUUUUAAAUAGGCGUAUGACAAUUACUGAUUCCAUUGAACGCGCCCUUAAAAAAGGUGGUGAUAAUGAGAAAGCUGCAGCAGCCAAUUUAGCUAGUUUAUUGUGUAUACAAUUAGGUGCAUUGGACUUUGUAGAAAAUCCAUGUCAAGAACUGUUACCUACUCUAAUGUUUGUUCUUAAUGAUGAAUCUGUUCCUUUAUUGGCCCGAGAAAAAUGUUGUUUGGCCAUAACAUUACUAACUUUUAUUAGUUGUAAUGAAGAAAUUGAUGCAGCUAUGCAAUUAAUGCGCAAUUUAUGGAGACGUUUAUUACAUUCAACAGCUAUUUCUCCGUCGGUAGCAGCUCUUUAUUCAGCAGCAUUAUCUUCUUGGUCUCUCCUACUGUCUACUGUAUCAAUUAGAAAUUCUUCUGCUAUAAUUCCUACCUUAGCAGAAUUGAGUACACUCUUAGACUCAACACAUCUAGAAGUGAGAAUGGCUACUGGUGAAUUAAUAACAGUUUUAUUAGAAAUGGCACGUGAAUGUGAAGACAUGGAUGAAUAUGAGCCAGAUGAARAAUUUAUUAAUAAAUUACGUGAACUAGCAACAGAUUCACAAAAAUAUAGAGCAAAAAAAGAUAGAAAAACACAAAGAUCAAACUUUAGACAAAUUCUUCAUUAUGUAGAACUGGAUGAACCUCCAAAUAUUCAAAUUCGUUUUGGUCAAGAAGUAUUAACAAUGAACUCAUGGAUCAUUAAAAAGCAAUAUGAUGUUUUAUGUCAAGCAUUGGGAUCUGGAAUGAACAUGCAUAUGAUGGAAAAUGAUCUAAUUCGUGACAUAUUAAGCCUUGGUCCUAAAUUAUGUCAGGCGACACUUAUGAAUAACAAACAAUCAAAACUCGAAAGACAACAAAUUAAUGCAGCCAACUUCAAGGURCGCACAAAAACUAGAGGAAAAGUGCGCGACAAAAGAAUAGCUUUUAUUGAUUAAAGAAUCAUAAACUAUUUUAGUUUAUUAUUGUAAUGCAAAACCAAUUGAGCAUGUGAUAAAUACUGUUGUUAAUAUUCUAUUUUUUAAUUAAUCAAUUCAGUUUUUCUGUGUGUAUUGACAGAUAUAUGUUUAUAAUAACAAUUGGGGUUUUUUAUUGUCUUAGUUAAUUACCAAAUAUUUGGUGUAUCUAUAUUAAAUAACUUAGCGGGACUUUUGAGUUAACUAAAACAUAAUAUAUUAAAGGUUGCAUACUUCUUAUCUCUUUUGUCAAAUAAUGCUGUUUUAAUAACAAACGCGGUGCCUGUUGUACUACUAAAUACAAUUCGUAACUUAUUACUGCCAUUAUAUUAUAAUUGAGACUGACAAAUGUAUAAGUAAUUGCACCAGAAAAAAAUGUCAUCUGCAUCAAGAAUGAUUUUUUUUUCAUUA